Molecule: messenger RNA, 378 nt
Organism: Eimeria acervulina
Lineage: Eukaryota; Apicomplexa; Conoidasida; Eucoccidiorida; Eimeriidae
Product: signal recognition particle 9 kDa protein, putative
Exons: 3
Coding region: 1-378 (125 amino acids)
Biological process (GO): SRP-dependent cotranslational protein targeting to membrane
Cellular component (GO): signal recognition particle
Molecular function (GO): 7S RNA binding
Source: RefSeq, a predicted model, not a curated record
AUGGUGGGGGUUCAGGACUGGGGCUCCUUCGCCCUCUCUGUCCGGGACAUCUUCCAAAACAGCCCAACCACAGCCCGUUUUUGCAUGAAGUACAGAAGGAGCGAUUCUCUGUUGAGGGUGAAGGUGACGGAUGGCCGCACUCAACAGCAAAUGCUGGCGGCCCCUCAUCUCGUGCUCGAGGCAGACCGCAGCAGCAGCGCAAACCCCAGCAGCAGCGCAAACCCCAGCAGCAGCAGCAGCAGCAGCAGCAGCAGCAGCAGGGGAGUUGAGCGAGAGGCUCUUGGGGGAGCAGCAGCACUCCAGCAGCCGGGGGUUUUUGGUGUGGCGCUGCAGCUGCAGCAACCUCGGAUAUCAAUAAAAAACAAACAAAAUAUAUGA